This is a messenger RNA of Schistosoma margrebowiei, 4010 nucleotides long. Lineage: Eukaryota; Metazoa; Platyhelminthes; Trematoda; Strigeidida; Schistosomatidae. The record is from the annotation of a GenBank genome assembly.
AUUCAAUCAAUUAAAAUAAGUUAACACAAGUCUACAAUUUCAUUCAAAUAUAAUCAUAUUACUCUCUAUUAUCAUUUAAAACGUCCGUUUUUUUCCAUAAUUAUCUUUAAUAAUUAAUAAUUAUUCACAGAAUAUUAUAAUUUCAUUAAAUGGACAGUCCAACAACAAAACAACCAUAUGCAGUUAGACAAAGAGAUUGGCAUGAUGGACUAUUUGACUGUACAAAUGACUGUAAUUCAUGUUGGCUUGUACUUUGCUGUUAUUCCUGUUACAUGUGUUACAUGUAUCGUCGAUAUGAUGAAUGUUGGGCAACCCCAUGUUUCAUUAUAUGCCCUGGUUUAACGUUAAGAGCAUACCAUCGGGCUAAGCAUAAUAUACAAGUAAGUUGAGUUAAAGUUUUCCAACGAUUAAUUAAUCAAUUUCUUAAAGCUAUUGUCGAAUUUUGUUCAUUCUUAAAAUGCGAUCAAUUACGGCAUUGAUAUGAACUUUAUUAAUAGCAUACAAUAAAGUGACCUUUAGUUGGAAGAUCGUCUUGAUAUAGUUUUAUAAUUUUCAGCUUAGAAUUGUCUAGAAAGAUACUAGUAAUAAUAUCAUAGAUCAUUAUGGUAUUUUCUUAAAACACUAUAAUUAAGUUAAUGAUAUUAUAAUUUGAAUCAAAUUACAUAGGCAGAACAUUUGUUGUUAUACUAUAAGUCAGUUCACAAAUAAUGGUCUAAAAUAUAUGAUUGUCUAGAAAUCAGGUUUCAUGAACACACUAGUUAUAAAAAUCACCCCUUUAAACCAGUAGGUAAGAUGGUUUUAUUUGAUUUAACUUAUGAUUUCCCUUAACUUCAUAAUUUAUAAUAUUUUUGUGAAUUAUUUGUCUUCAUUUGAGGUUUCAUUGUGUCAUAUUAUUACCUGUUGAUUUCGUGUGUUUAUUCAGUUGAAAUCUCUCGGAAAAAGUAAUGCUUAAGUCAUUAGUUUCUGCACUCAUACAUAAUGUUAGCCAAAUAUGAUUAGAUUAUUAUCUGAAUGUAUAAUUCUAAUGUAUAGAACGAUUGAAUGGUUCUUUAAGUGACUAACUUAAAGCACACUUCAUGUAAUUUAUUAGAUAAGAUUAUCUUACAUAGUAAACUAAAACCAAUCUAUAUACUAUACUUAUCAGUGCAGUGGCUAGUUUGUCUAGUAUAAUAAUGAAAUAUCAUGUGCAAACAAAUCCCUAAGAUAUAAAUAGGUUCAACGCAACAGCAUAUUCCUCCAGUUUUCUAAAAUAUUUUCUAAACAUGGGUAUAUCAUUGUAUUAAGAUAUCCACAAUACAAAGGAAAUGAUAAUUAUCAUAAGCCUUAAGUUUUCAUACAAACAGUCAUCAGAAUUGGAGUACUGAAUAAGCCACUUUACUGAUGUAACUCACAUUAAACCAUUAUGAGUAUUUUCAUAGCACUAACUAUCAAUGUGUUUGAACGCCUUAUUUAUGAAGCAGGUUAUUUCACAAUGACGUAUUGGAACAAAAUCAACUAGUACUUCAUACAAUAAUUCCAUGGAAACACAGUCAAAGAUAGUUCUAAAUGACAUGAAGGAAAUUCUUGUAUGUUAUUUACACUUUCUAAAGGCUUAUUCACAGCACCGGUAGAAGAUUACACAUUUUUAAAAAGUACUUUGAUCUAAACAUACGUCUUAUCAAGUGAACUGUACAGCUAUCAGAUCCUGAAGGAGUUGUUAGGUAAUCCAGAAUGUGAGGAAUCAUCUAUUCGUAGACAUUCGUGCCCAAAAGUGAUAACUGAUAUUAACCUGAGAUAUGUCCAGCAUAUGACACGUAAGUGCGCUGAAAGUGUGGAAAUAUAUACAUUUAAGUUGGUAAUCAUCACUAUCAUUUUGAUUGAUUUUCAGACACAACCACAAAUCGGUAUUAUCUUAAAAACCAAUGGAGUAUUUUAAAGUAAUCCCAGUUCCACUCAUUUGUAUGCUCAAAAAACUGAAUCUUCUUAUAUUCACAAUAAAGAUGGGAACUAGGUGGCUCGUAAUAAUACUAGUCCGUGGUACUAGAUGGAAUGAACCUUCGUGAAUUCUUCAACAAAAUCUCCGGGAAGACUGGAUUCUAUGCCAAAAUUACCCAUUUUUCUUUCUGAGUUAAUCCUAAAAUAUAUGUCCAUUUAUUUGAUUGAAUCCAACUUUUGUACAGAAGGUUUCAGACUGAAAACACGACUUUUUAAAUUGUUGCAUUAAUCAGUCAUUCAGUAGUAGCAAACAUUAUACUGUCUUGACCUCAGGGCUAAACAAAAUCUCCUAAUAGAGCCCUUGGCAUUUUUAAAAAUAAGUUAUCCGUUUUAUAAACAUACUUGCAAAGGGCUAACUAUCUAUUCUCUUCAUUUUAUGUAUAGACGAGAUAGAAAUAAAUUCCUAAUUAAGUGGCCUUACGUAUUUUUAUACAUGAACCACACCCAAGCAAUUCAAAACUGGAUAAAUCUGAGAUUCAGAAUGUAAAUGAAUACCUAAUGAUAAUAUUUUAAGAUUAAAAUAGGCAAUCUUUCCCAAUCUUGAACAUUAAGUAAUCUCACUGUGAUUCAAAUAUCAAAUCAUGUAUCUUCAAUAAAAUCUGCACAUUCUAGUAGAUCUUUGAGUCUCAGACUGCAUGUUUCAUAGGACUAACUUUUAAUUGCUAAAUGAUUUAUUCCUAAUACCUAAAUGUUGUAUAUAGGAUGGGAAUUAACUUUGGAGGUCCUAUUCUGUUCUACUACUUUAUUAUCGUCCUCCGAUGUUCACUAUUUCCUCUUUUCCUACUAUCAGAAGAAUAAACUACAAAGAAACAAGCUGAUGUACUAUUAUUGUAGCUAUUUAAACUAAACCACUGAAUUCUGUCAACUAAAGUAGAGAUUAGAAAGUAAAAUCACUGCCUUAUUUUCUAUAUGAAACAGCACACAUGAUAUAUGAUAUACUUAGCCCUUUAUUAACUGAUAUUUAUUAAGAAAGCGUGUUUACGAUGUUAGUCUCUCUGUUGAUAAGUUAUUUGAAUCUUCCACCUUUGCCGUUAUAGUAAAACUAUCAACUAUUCAGUAUUGAAAGCAGUAAACAAAUGAGUGAGAUACUAAGUUAACCUAGAUUCAGUGCUACGCUCUAUAAAGAAUGAACUUUCGAAUGAUAAAAUCUUUUCAGCUAGAGUAAAACCGUUUAGUUAAUUCGAUAUAAACAACCAGAAACUAAUGAGGACUAGACAAGCAUGACAUUGAUCACCACCCAGUGAUCAAUCAAUUGUGAUUACAUCUCAGUCCUACAGGAGGUUAGUCACAGCUCGGAUAGCUCAGUGGUAACGUCUCUGACUGUGAAGCUGGGUGACACGAGAUCGAAUCGGUCAGGGAGCACCAGUUCCCUCAAGAUUACAGGUACACCUUGCUGACGAGUGCCAAGUAGCACGAAACCCGGGUCCAGGGUUUCUUGUUGACUACCUCCAACCACCAUCUAAAUCUCAAUACAUAGUGCCCGCAGUGUCGAGUCACCUAGACUGGUGACCACAUUGCAACACGAUCGAUAGCAUUCGAUCUGUACUAAUAAGGACUAGACAAGCAUGACAUUGAUCACCACCCAGUGAUCAAUCAAUUGUGAACAAUGAUUUCUGGUAUUAAAAAUUUUUUAAAAUCACUUUUAUUUUUCUAUUAUUAGGGUACUUUGUGCAGAGAUUUCCUGAAGGAAUACUUCUGUCCAUUGUGUGCAGCUUGUCAGUUAGAUCGUGAUAUGAAAUAUGUGGAAGCGACUAGUGGGAUAUUAAAUGUUUGAAGAGAAGUUUUAUAGUUCAGUUUUUUUGUGUUUUUUUCUUCUUCUACUUCUUUAAUGUUUUGAUAAAUAUUUAUUCAUCAUUUUAAAGUCAUGAUAUUCUUAUCCUCUUGUUGUAAAAGGGAUAGUUUACAAAUUCUAUGAACCAUUCCAUUAUGUUUAAAAUAAUUUUCAUUCAUUGCACUGGCUUUUUUGUUUUAUUAUGAAAUACUUACAAUGAUGCAUUUGUAUGAUAAAUAUAAAUACAAAUUUUUAAUCCGAUCAA